Messenger RNA from Aureobasidium melanogenum CBS 110374, 1182 nucleotides. Its product is annotated as hydroxymethylglutaryl-CoA lyase. The transcript has 2 exons. Gene Ontology annotation, biological process: ketone body biosynthetic process; L-leucine catabolic process. Bases 1 to 1182 code for a protein of 393 amino acids. Lineage: Eukaryota; Fungi; Ascomycota; Dothideomycetes; Dothideales; Saccotheciaceae. The record is from RefSeq and is a predicted model, not a curated record. Gene Ontology annotation, molecular function: hydroxymethylglutaryl-CoA lyase activity.
AUGUCUGGAUUCAUACGUCCUCUGAGAGAUUCGAGGAUACCUAGGGCACUGAGCAGACGGUGCUUCUCUGUAACGUCCAAAAGGCCUGCAGACCACGUUAGGAUUGUUGAAGUUGGGCCACGAGAUGGUCUUCAAAACGAAAAGUCCUCCAUCUCACCCGAGACUAAAAUUGACCUGGUCAGAAGACUUGCUGCUACUGGACUCAAGACCAUUGAAGCUGGCUCGUUUGUUCAUCCCAAAUGGACACCACAAAUGGCCAGCUCGGACAAAGUCUUGCAGAACAUUCUGCAAAAUCCUCCUCAGAUAACUGAACCCAUCACUUACCAAUGGUUGUUGCCCAACAUGAAAGGUCUUGAUAACUUCUUCUCCAUCCAAGCCCAAAACUCCGCUCACGGACGCUCUUCUUAUCCAACACCUCCCUCAUCUCCUAUGCAUGAUUCAGGUCCUGCCCAGAACACUUCUACACAGAACCCAAAUGACAUGCCUUCUGCAACUUCUGGUGCCGCUGCCAUGGUCUCAAGUUCGAGCUCUGAUCAACCAGAACAUGAAGUCUCAAUCUUCCUUGCGGCUACCGAGUCUUUCUCUCAGAAGAACACAAAUUGCAGCAUUGCUGAAUCCCUCGAGAAAUUCCAGCCUUUGAUUACCGCUGCCAGAGAUAAAGGCUUUGGCGUGCGUGCUUAUAUCUCCGUUGCCUUGGGUUGUCCAUUUGAGGGACCUGAUGUCGAUCCUCACAAGGUCGCAGAACUGGCUGCUAGCCUUCUCGAGAUGGGAGCAGAUGAGAUAUCAGUAGCAGACACCACGGGGAUGGGCACGGCACCUCGCACAAGAGAGCUCUUGCGUACCCUUACCGCCGCGGGUAUUCGGAAUGACGACCUAGCUCUACAUUUCCACGACACAUUUGGUCAAGCAAUAGUCAACACUCUUGUUGGAUUGGAGCAUGGUGUCCGAACCUUUGAUUCUGCUGUUGGUGGUCUAGGUGGCUGUCCCUACUCGCCUGGCGCAACCGGAAACGUCGCCACAGAGGAUUUGGUGUAUACCCUCGAAAGUCUCGGAGUCAACACUGGUAUUGAUCUGGCUGAGAUUAGCAGAAUCGGUGACUGGAUCACUAGCGAGAUUGGCAAGCCAAAUGAAAGCCGCGCAGGUAAAGCAACCCUCGCUAAGUUGAGACGGGAAGCCGUGUAG